AUCGGGUUCUCUCUUCUCCUGUUGUUCCCGCUCUCCGACCCAUUCUCCAAGCUUCGACUCCUCUCUCCCUCUCUCUCUCUCUCUCUCUCUCUCCCUCUCUCUCUCAAUCGAUCGAUCGAUUAACCCUAGAUCCAAAUCGUAUCCAUUUUGUUCGAUCGAAUCAAUCGAGGAUCGCCCCCAUUUCUAUCGGAGAUCGCAUCUUUGCCAAUCUCUUCCUCUUCGAGAGCGCGGCUAGCAAUCCUUCAUUCUCAAUAAAUUCUUAAUACAAUGGAAAAUUGCGAUAAGGAUGAGAAGGAUUUGGUCAGCAUAUCAAUUUCGGAGAGUUCCACUGAUAAAGCCUGUGAAGAAGAGGCAGUAUCAAGUGAAAUAAAGUCCCUAAAUGUUAACGAAGAAGCUCCAACGGUUCAACAGGAGAAUGAAGGUGACGACUCGAAAGAGCUGGUGCAUGAAAAUAGGGAUUUGGACAGUGUUGAUCCGAAAGAAGUAAACCAAAGUGCCGAAGAGGUUCCUGCCGAAGAAGAAGCUGAAGACCCUGUGUUUGAUGGAACAGAGGCUCCUGAACUAGAAGCUUCUAGAAGUCUAUCGAGUCACUCCCUGGAACCUGAUUCAGAUUCCUCUCUAUCUGCUUGGCCUGAAAAAGCUGCUGCAUUGACGAACUUUGUAAGGGAGAAGGGAGCAGUUGCAGUUUCAAAUGUUAUUCGCCGCCUUUCUGGGAGAAAGGAUGAAGAAGGUUUCCCUGGUGGGGAUGAGAAGAAUGAUGCUUGUGAUAAUGAAGAACCGGACUUGAGCAAACUUAGUGAAACCCCCCAGCAAGCUGAGGAGCGGUCAACAUGGAACCCACUAAGUUUUAUUAAGAUUGCACGUGAUACAGAUAGUUCGAAUAAUGCAGAGAAAGCAGAUUAUGCUUGUGCGGAAAGCUUGGCUGCAGAACCAAGUAUGAAAGGAAGGAUCACAAUAUACACAAGGUUGGGAUGUCAGGAAUGCAAAAUGGUAAGAUCAUUCAUGCAUCAGAAAAGGCUUGUGUUUGUCGAGAUCAACAUUGAUGUCUUUCCCAGCAGGAAGUUGGAGUUGGAGAAGAAUACUGGGUCCUCAGCUGUUCCUAAAGUAUACUUCAAUGGUUUCCUUGUUGGAGGAAUGAAUGAGCUUAAGACAAUGGAGGAGUCUGGGAAGCUUGAUGAGAAGAUUAGUAGUCUUUCCGAUGAGGAGCCGUCAGCUGAAGCUCCAUUACCACCAUUACCAGGUGAAGAUGAUGAAUCUGAUAGUGGGAAAAUUGAUGAGUUGGCAACCAUUGUUAGAAAGAUGCGAGAGUCCAUCGUACCGAAGGACCGGUUCUAUAAGAUGAGGAGGUUUAGCAAUUGUUUUCUUGGGUCUGAAGCUGUGGAUUUCUUGGCAGAGGACCAAUAUUUGGAGAGAGAUGAGGCAGUGGAGUUUGGAAGGAAGCUUGCGAGUAAGCACUUUUUCCGCCAUGUUCUGGAUGAGAAUAUCUUUGAAGAUGGAAAUCAUUUAUAUCGUUUCCUGGAGCAUGAUCCCACUGUAAUGACCCAAUGCUACAACAUCCCAAGAGGCACCAUCGACGUUAAACCGAAGCCUAUUACUGAAAUAGCAGCAAGAUUAAGGUUACUGUCGUAUGCUAUGUUUGAAGCUUAUGUAUCUGAGGAUGGAAGGCAUGUUGAGUACAGAAGCAUCCAUGGUUGUGAAGAGUUUAAAAGGUAUUUGAGAAUAACAGAAGAGCUACAGAGGGUGGAGUUAGAUGACUUAUCACGGGAAGAAAAGCUUGCUUUCUUCAUAAAUCUCUACAACAUGAUGGCCAUCCAUGCAAUAUUAACAUGGGGUCAUCCUGCUGGAGCUUUGGAUAGGAGAAAGUUUUUUGGAGAUUUUAAAUAUGUGAUUGGCGGAUGCUCGUAUUCGCUUUCAGCCAUCCAUAAUGGUGUAUUACGAGGGAAUCAGAGGCCACCUUACAAUCUCAUCAAGCCUUUCGGACCAAGAGACGAACGUUCUAAGGUGGCCCUACCAUAUCCAGAGCCACUGGUUCACUUUGCUUUGGUAUGUGGGACCCGUUCCGGGCCUGCCCUUCGAUGUUACUCGCCAGGAGAUAUCGACAAGGAAUUAAUGGAAGCAGCACGCAAUUUUCUCAGGAAUGGAGGAUUAGUUGUCGAUGCGGAAGCAAAGAUUGCAUCUGUAAGCAAGAUAUUGCGAUGGUAUAGUGCGGAUUUCGGUAAGAACGAGGUGGAGAUGUUGAAACAUGCGGCGAAUUAUCUGGAGCCAGCGAAGUCAGGGGAGCUUCUGGAGUUACUAGCCAACACCCAGUUGAGAGUGGUAUAUCAAGCUUUCGACUGGGCUUUGAACUUCUAGUAUAUAGCUAUUACCAUUUUGCUUCUUAGUGAUUAUAAACUUGAUAUAAAUGGACAUAUUCAUCUUCUUAAAACCACAGUAACUCUUCUCAAGUUUUCUUCUUUCUAUUGAGCGAUAUUCAUAUGAUUAAACUAUUCUUGGAACAGAAGUUUAGACGUACCAAAAUAGUUAACUUUCUGGUUUUUGUCCAA
This is a messenger RNA of Ananas comosus (pineapple), 2543 nucleotides long. RefSeq lists its product as uncharacterized. Gene Ontology annotation, biological process: intracellular signal transduction. NCBI's taxonomy places the organism in Eukaryota, Viridiplantae, Streptophyta, Magnoliopsida, Poales, Bromeliaceae. The record is from RefSeq and is a predicted model, not a curated record. The coding region runs from base 268 to 2352 and encodes 694 amino acids. The transcript has 7 exons.